Messenger RNA from Paramuricea clavata, 1209 nucleotides. NCBI's taxonomy places the organism in Eukaryota, Metazoa, Cnidaria, Anthozoa, Malacalcyonacea, Plexauridae. The record is from the annotation of a GenBank genome assembly.
AUGUUGGACAGAAACCACAGAGUAACACGACUCAUCAUAGAAGAAUGCCACGAACGCGUUCACCACAAUGGCGUAAAAGAAACACUCACCGAAAUCAGAUCGAAAUUCUGGAUUGUCAAGGGAAGGCAAUUGAUUAGAAAGAUAAUACCCAGUUGCGUUCCUUGUCGACGCUUCGAGGGAAAGCCAUAUAACCCAGCAGACCCACCACCAUUACCCAAAUCCAGAAUAGUAGAAGACCCACCAUUCACAUGUACGGGUAUUGACGUUGCUGGACCAUUAUAUGUUAAAAACGAAGAUAAAUCCAGCUUAGAAAUGGCGAAGACGUGGAUAUGUUUAUAUACAUGCGGCGUAACACGAGCUGUCCACCUCGAACUUGUCCGAGAAAUGUCGACAGAAGCUUUCUUGAGAAGCUUUAAGAGAUUCACCGCAAGACGCAGGGUUCCAGCCAAGGUUAUAUCGGACAAUGCUAAAACCUUUAUCUCAGCCGCAAAGAAAUUAUGCGCCCUGUUUGAUCUACCUGAAGUGAAAUGUUAUCUAUCUUCCAAGAAAAUCCAAUGGUGCUUUAACAUAGAAAAGGCUCCCUGGUGGGGAGGCUUUUUCGAACGAUUGGUAAAAUCAGUAAAACAAUGUUUGAAGAAGGUUCUAAAGAAUUCGAAGGUAACAUACGAUGAACUACUAACCAUUGUAACCGAAGUUGAAGCUAUCCUUAACUCCAGACCGAUAUCAUACGUGUCAUCCGAGAUUGUCCGUAAAGGAGUACAUCUGGAAAAACUAAUCGAACACUUUUGGAAAAGAUGGUGUAAUGAAUACCUAUUGGAACUUAGAGAAUCACAUCGCUUGAGAAUCAAGAACACCCCACAGAGAAGAAUUGUUCGAGUAGGAGAUGUGGUUGUCAUUCGUGAUGACACGCCAAGAGUUUCGUGGAAAAUAGGUCGAGUCGAAGAACGGAUUACUGGUAAAGAUGAUCAAGUCAGAGGAGCGGCAGUCAAGAUUAGUAGCAAGGGAAUGAAACCUAGCAAACUAAGAAGACCAAUACAGGCGUUGAUCCCGUUGGAGAUUAAUGAUGCAGAAAACGAAGACGCUGAAAGAGAAAACCCAUCCAAGAAGAAAGACGAUCCAGAGGAAACAGUUGAAACAUUAAAACCAAGAAGAAAGGCAGCCGUCACAGCAGAUGAACUACGAAAGCAGUGGCUACAACAGCUAAGUUGA